This is a messenger RNA of Alternaria alternata, 1670 nucleotides long. Its product is annotated as 2,5-diketo-D-gluconic acid reductase A. The record is from RefSeq and is a predicted model, not a curated record. Bases 478 to 1344 code for a protein of 288 amino acids. Gene Ontology annotation, molecular function: oxidoreductase activity. Lineage: Eukaryota; Fungi; Ascomycota; Dothideomycetes; Pleosporales; Pleosporaceae. The transcript is spliced from 2 exons.
GUGAUGAUGAUGAGUAGAAAUUAACCCGGUUAUGUUCUUCCGCAUUGAGUGUUUUUACCCCAAUGUGAAUUAGUGUUAAUAUUGCCAAUCUGGGACAUACCAAGUAAUAUGGCUGUUAUGCGCGCUCAAUCCGUUUAGCAUUGAGGAGCUUCGUGAGAAGUACGAAAGUCCACCAAAAGCCGAUGGAGUGACGAUGAUAAGGUGGUCGCUCCCUGUUCGGUGGUGAACUCGUUACUACCGCUUCUUUAGUCAUCGGCUUCCGCAAUUUAUCUCCGUUAUUUCCAGGUCUCCCCACGACAGCCUCGUACAAACGUACAUCCAUCCCAUGUUAUAAGCAACACACGCCCGAGACAUUGCCAUCUCCAUCACUUCUGUUGCAAUCGCGCUAUGCGUACUGCUCUCACAAGAUUGUCACAUCUUCGUUCUCAAAUUCCCCUCCCAAAGUCACCCCGAUCCUUCCAUACGUCAUCAGCUAUCAUGGCAGGUCUUACCAUCAACUCGCAAUAUGCCAUGCCAUCAGGGUACAAAAUCCCCGUUCUUGGAUAUGGUGUAUACCAAACACCAGCAGACGUUGCGUCUGAAGUAGUUCAGCAUGCAAUCAAGGUCGGCUAUCGCCACGUGGACUCCGCGGUAGCCUACCGGAAUGAGCAACCAUCCGCGGAAGGGAUGAAGAAGUCAGGAAUACCGAGAGAGGAGCUAUUUUUUACAACGAAGAUACCCCCAAAAGACAUGAGCUACGAAAACUCGAAACAACACAUCGACAAUACACUCAAUAUCACCGGUUUUGAUUACGUGGAUCUCUACCUCCUACAUAGUCCCUACGGCGGCAAAGAGAACCGACUCGGGGCCUGGAAAGCGCUCGUUGAGGGUGUGCAAGACGGUAAGAUUCGAUCAAUCGGUGUAUCGAACUACGGUGUGCACCAUCUGGACGAACUGGAAGCGUGGAUCAAAGAGACUGAAGCCAGAGAGGGCAAGGGUAAGGGUGGAGUUAUCAGCAUCAAUCAGAUCGAGCUUCACCCCUGGCUUGCGCGUCCAGACAUCGUCAACUGGUGCAAGCAACGGGGUGUGCUGUGUGAAGCAUACUGUCCGCUCGUUCGUGCGACGAGGAAUGAAGACCCUCUACUGAAACCGCUUGCGGAGAAAUAUAAAAAGACGCCGUCACAAGUACUGUUGAGAUGGAGUUUACAAAUGGGAUUCGUACCACUGCCCAAAUCGGUUACCAAGUCCCGUAUCGAGGAGAAUGCUCAGAUCUAUGACUUCGAACUAUCAGCUGAGGACAUGAAGAGUUUAGAUACUGGGGUUUAUGAAGUCUGUGCAUGGGACCCCACAGUCAGCCGUGAUUAAGGUCAUGAAAGCAUGAAAGCAUAUAACGAUGGAUUCCAACCAACAACUGAUACUAAGGAAUCAAAUUGGGGCUAGUUUAAGGGCCAUACCCUAAUAUAUCGGUCAUAUGAGUCUCUGUUUUGGUUACACAGAAGUAAAGACUGAUUCAUCCCAAAAGAAUGACUCUUGCGAAACAUCAUCACUCUCCUGUUCUACCAUACACCAUUCUUCCAUAUUAAGAUCCGUCUUCGCUUUACAUACCACCUUAACUCUCGAGGUCUCCCCGUCCCAUUCUGUCGACCAAUUACCCUCCCAGAACGUAGCUUCUUCUAAUUCGUCCCCCUGCU